GAAGAAAUGAACAUGAGUGCAAUUCACGGCCGACCAACCAAUUUUUUUCAUCGAUUCAUAUGAUAUUUUCUGGGCAGGAAAUAACUCUGCAUAGGUGCUACCCAGUUUUUAGUGGCCUUCUGUCACGAAUCACAAACGAACUUCUUUGCUGAAUCAGACCUUUGCAUACGGUCUGUUCAGAUAUUUUGAUAAAGAUGGUGUGUUGGUAGAGUACAGAUGAGUGUUUCUGUUUCGUUCGGGACCAGUGAAGACGUUUAUUACUGGUACUUUAGAAUCUGUCUUGGCCGCAUAGCAUUGAGAACAUAAGAGAGGUGAGCGAUGUUGCGGACAUUGAGCGAUCCGUUCUGUCGAAGAGGCAGUUCACGUAUACUGCAAGCCAGCAUCACGAAUCCGCAGAUCGUCCCCGGUUUCAUUCGAGACUAUAACAAUUACAAAACAAGUGGAGAAAUGGCAAAAUUGAAGCCGCCGAGCCCUGCCACUUUGUUUUACAAUGAGCCUAAAUGGCCAAAGGUACUGGAUAUGACCCCAGAUGCUAAGGAACGCCGCGAGCGGCAAAAGUUCUACGACGAAAUCCAGAGUUACCCGACGGCCAACCAUAAACUGUACAUGAUUAACACUGAACGAGGAAGACGAUCAGUAUUUUAUAAUCCGCCUCAACCGGGCUACAAUGCACUGGAAAGCUAUCAAUACGCGACGCGAACAGCGUAUAAAUCAGAACCAGAAACAGAAGAACUACCCGAGGUAAGCAGCGAUAUUCUCUCUGCCGUUGAAGAAAUCAUUGUAGCGCAGAGUUCAGCCUUCGAUUCUCGAUCGAAAAUGAAUGACAUUCUUGAGCCAGCCCCUAUCCCAAUAACUUCGACGAACUUUCCUGGUUCCUUUGAGGGUUAUUCGUUUGAACCUUCUGCAGAAGUUUUUCAUGAGCGGACACGAGCUCAGCAUGUGAUGAUUGCGAUUAUCAACGCGCUUAGGUGCUUACUUGCGCUGUCGGACAAUUUCACAUUGGAGCAAGCUCGACUCGAGGCUUUUUGGGAACAUCAUCGCUAUCGUACGAAUAAAAAGGAUAUCGACCACUUUUCGCCCAUGCUCCAAUACGCCGGUCAAGCAGAUCUCCUCAUUUCGACGCCAAUCCCUCUAAAGCCACUUGUAGCAGCUGACUCGGAAGAAGUGUAUUCUUUAGACUUUCCUCAGUAUGAUUAUUAUCCCGAAGUCCAGGGCUGGCAGGAAAAGGAACGACACUUGGUUAGCACGGUUGGUUACUGGCCGGAGUGUAGGAACUUCCCGCUGGUGAUAGCUGAUGACAUGAACAAGGUACUUACGACUACUGGGGACCCAUCCCUGUCAACUGAGUCGUUUCAGUCGUCAGAACGACGCAAUCGUUUGUUGGCUGCACACGGUCUUUUGUCAAAUUUCGCCUGCGCAGUUGCGACAGCUUAUACUCAUGGUUUCACACUAUAUCAUGAAAUAACGUACCCGAUUGUCUCACAAUGCAUCAUAUCCGAUGGCCAGCAAUGGCAUUUUUCACGGCUACAACUGAAUACGUUGGCCUUUGGUGCAGAUUUCAAUCAAGAUCGCCAAAACCUUGCGUGGAGCUCUAACGAGAUGAAACUUUAUGAUACUGUAGAAGAUGGAAAAGUUAAAGGUUUAAAUCAGAACGUGAUCGCGAAAAUUAUUGCCACAUUAACGGCAACUCGGGAGCCCAUUGAAAAUCCAUCUCCCUAUGUGGAUCUUGACGCCGAAAAGGAAUUCCUUGACAGAGGGACCCGCUGCUGGAGGCACAUGGCCUCCCGAAGAUUCAACUUGGGCGAAUACCUAGAGAAAGAAAUUCCGAUGUGGGCAAAGAUCUACAAGAUGCAUCCCGACGCCCUGCCGUCACCUCAUCUCAAAUGGGAGCGUCAGAAAUAUUUGCACAUGCGCCAGUACAACAAGAAGAUUCUUGAUAUGGAAAUGAAGGUCCUCUCAGAUGCUCGCAAACAGAAGAGACGGGAACGUCUUCUGUAUGGCCUUCAUCUCAAGUCUGCCUAAGGUUAUCGUUUAUGUAACAUUAGCUCACGUCUACAACGAGAAAACAAUGUAUUUUUGAGGGCCAUAGGAAUGUGAUCGCGGCGAUGUUUCUACGCGUACUAAGUCUGAAGACAUGACUGUUUUUGCUAUCAAUCAGGUACUUCGUUAAUGAUUGCGGCUACACCCAACUAUGUGAUACAGGAAUGUUGUGUGACAAGGAAGUGGUGGUGAUACAUAAUAGAAAAAAACAUUAAAUACAUACCUUGAAGAGGCUUAUGGUACAACGAGUUGAUUACUAAUUAGAAAAUCGAUUCUAACUAUCUGUCAGUUUACGCAAUCUUUAUCUACGCAAUUAUCAAAAAGUGCAAACCUCCCUCCGCCUUAAUUGAUGUUAACAACCAUUUUUGUCGCAGCGCUUUCCAAUAGAGGAUUUCGAUCUUCUCUUUGGGUAUAGUGGUAUAAAUCUGAAAAAACUUGCUGGUUAAUUUGGUCGAAUCUCUGUAUACUGUCAGACUCAAUAAUGAGCUGAGAAAAAUUGUUAUCAAACUGUGCCAUGUUCUACCAUUGCAAAGCAUCUAGAUGAAGGUGUUGGUUGCGUAAAUAGAGCAAUAAAGGAUGAUGAUUUUUAACGUUCGUGCUAUUUCAUAGAAAUUUGUGUACUAGGAUGUGUUGUCUUAUCUUAGUGAAAGCAGCAUUUAAAAUUUUAAUAAAGCUUAAACGAUUGCGAAGCUUAAGCGAAUAAAAAGGCA
This is a messenger RNA of Varroa destructor (honeybee mite), 2750 nucleotides long. RefSeq names its product mitochondrial ribosomal protein S30 (gene mRpS30). Gene Ontology annotation, biological process: translation. The record is from RefSeq and is a predicted model, not a curated record. Gene Ontology annotation, molecular function: structural constituent of ribosome. Gene Ontology annotation, cellular component: ribosome; mitochondrion; mitochondrial large ribosomal subunit. Lineage: Eukaryota; Metazoa; Arthropoda; Arachnida; Mesostigmata; Varroidae.